Molecule: messenger RNA, 2077 nt
Organism: Klebsormidium nitens
Lineage: Eukaryota; Viridiplantae; Streptophyta; Klebsormidiophyceae; Klebsormidiales; Klebsormidiaceae
Source: the annotation of a GenBank genome assembly
GUCGGACUACCGCGAGCUGGCAGUAGUAAGUUCGACUCCAAGUGGUGGAAAGUUGGAACCUUCGCGUUCUGUAGGUCCUAGGCGUUCUGAAACCAGUUGACCGGCACUGACGGUACCCAGCUGAGCUGGAGAACGGAGAGAAUGCACCAUCUGGUAUUAAGGGGACAAGGGAAGCUUCUGAGAAGUUCACAUGAGUUUAGUUACACCCUGUCUCGGCGCUCGCACCUCAUCUUUGCCGCAUGUGUUUGUCGCAAGACAACUUCAGCAUAUCCAUUCACAAUUUGCCCAGCUCAGCUUUGAUUUCUGAGUGGUUCGGUGGCUGACGAAUCUUACCAGCUCGCAGCAUUUGCAGAAAAUGGCGGUCCAUCAACGGACCUUCAGCUCAAUGAGGGCCUCGUCGCGCCUGCUUCUUCGGGCGGCAUUGCUCUUGGUGGGCGCUUUGAUGUUGACUGACGCGGCCGCACCAGACAUCUACCCAACCUACAUUGGGUUUACGUUUCUGCUCAGCCCUGCCGGCACCCCCCAGGACUUCGGAUCCACUGCCUGCGUCGCCCCCUGUUCAGCAACCUUCUUGUUGGUCGAUGGGCAGCCCCAUGCCGUCAACUUUCCCGCAUCUGACCUCCCAAAGAUCGUCCCUGUGGAAGCCGAAACCGGAUACCUGAAUGACGUCACUGAUGGUUCCUUUGCGGCUGUGGUGCUGGUCUUUCCAGUCCCGGGGACGUACACUUUUGCUGACACCGCCAACCCGACCAAGAUCUUCGGAACUAUUGUGGUGCUCCCCCCCGGUGUGCCCGCCCCGGCCGGUGUGAAUAACCCCAACCAGUGCUACAACAACGUGGGAACCGAGUACAUCUUUUGCCCCGGCGGCUGCGGCCCUCCUACCGGCCUCGCCUCGUGCGCCGGAGUUCCGGAAGGCCAGACGUUUAACCCGGUGAUUAACGCCCCGGGUAACGUAACCUUCCCCCAGUGGCAGAUCAACGCGUUCAACAACCCGGUCAACUGCAAGGCGCCCUGUACCGCCACGUGGAUCUGGUCGGACCCCACGCCCCACACCGUGCAAGGUUUCGGCCCCAAUGCGGACGCCCCAGUGUGGACGGACAACGACAAGCGCCUCGGGAUCGAGCCCAAUGACGUGGCGCAGCUGGGCUUCACCGUCAGCCUGACGUUUGCACAGCCCGGGCUGUACGGAUUCAUCUGCGGCGUGCACGGCGUGUCCAUGUACGGCCUUAUCAACGUCUAUGAUGGCAGCACGGUUCCCUGCCUGAACGCCGCGAUCAACCCGAAUCCAACUUACAACGCGGCCGGCACGUCGCUCACCUGCGUCUGAAAAGCGCCUGCGCGCGUGGGGGCAGGUCGGCUGACGUCGCUCUGACGUCAAGCAGAGGCCCUCCGGGGAUCCGAACAAGGAGUCGACGGCUUGAGGUGUUAACCGACAGGAUACUGAACAGUUUGGUACAGUUUUAAGAACCGUCAUUAUAAGAUAGGCACGAACGUAGAUCGCAAAUCUUGCUGAGGCUCCUCUGAGAACGCAUUAGGAUGAGUGAGAGCGGCGCAUAGGAGAGGAGGGAAAUGGGGUUGAGAAUAGAAGGAGGCGUCAUCGUCAUCGCUUGAAUCCGAAGUCAAAUGAGCGGGUCUUUGACUCGGUAUGUCAUGUGCUGCGGGCAAUUUUGGGGCUUUUAAGAAAAAUAAAAAGAAAAGAGACCAGCCAGCGCGAGCGGGGGCGACAUCUUUUGGAGGUCGCCUAAGGAUGUCUUUUGAAGAGCGACAGACUAUCUAUUGGCUUCUCGGACAAAACGUGGAUCGACAGUCUCAAGGCGGAGUGUCCUUUCAGUCUUCGGUAUGGUACUAUGUAAAGUGGGCCCGCUGUUGUAUGUGGCGUCUUAAAUAAAGAUGGAUUAAGUAUUUGAUUGAACGUCAGACGAGUUAUGAGUAGAAACUUAAGUUACGUAUUUGUAUCACUUCUGGGCCGUUAAAUUGGGCCUGCCUGCUUUGAUUCAAAUGACCGUUUUGCGACAGUACGUUGGCAGCUUGCCAGUUGUACACACACCGGCCCGCCUCUUUCGGUGGGGAUCCCGUC